GAUCCGUUCCCCUGCACCAGUUGUGAUUGCUGUGGUUGCUCAUCUGCUGCUGUGACCGGGCUCUUUCACUUGGUGACUGGGAGGCUUCCUCACCUUCCUUUAAUGCUUGUGUGGAAACGAGGUGCAGACAGAUUUCACAUGGGUGCCUGCUUUGUCAAGUACCAUCUCACAUUCUGGGCUGUGGGGUGAUCAUGGGAAGGUUGAAGUUGGCUUACUUUAAGAUUUAUUUUAUUCCCUUCACAAAAGUUCUGAGGAAAGGCAAAGGGGAGGUUUUUCUUGUGUAUUGGAAGCUCUGAAGUCUGAUGAUUAUUUGUCUUGACUUACCUUGAGUUCUCCAACAGCUACAAACCACCGCUGGCUUGUUUGGUCUCUGGAUUUUAACCACGCUUUGUGUCUACGCUGGUAUCUGCAGCCAGUUUUCUCUAUAACUCCCAUCAUCAUUAAUGGUUGCUAAGAUUGUGUACAUCUGCAAGUGAUACAUAGAGGCCUUUGGCCCUCCAAGUGGAGGGUUGACUUCUAUUGUCAGAACUUGAUUUCAUUGGAGGUAAAGGCAUAAGCUCUGCUUCAGUACAACACCCUCUCACCCCCAAAGCCUUUUGGCACAGGUAGCUGUAGCUAAAGGUGGUUGGUUUGGUGCUCUCACUAGACUGGUAAACUCUGCUAGACAUGAAAUCUAAUUCACACUGUUUUCACAGUAAACUUUUGACACUGGAAUAAAAAUGAUUUUAAAAGAGCAGUUCAGUAAUUGCAAGCUUCUUUUUACCAUAUAUACAUCAUAUUGGUGCAAGGUUGGGUGAAGUUGCAACUGAGCAGCUGAAUAAAAUAACAUGCGCAUUCUUGCAUCGGAUUUACUGACUUGAUUUCAAGCAAUCUCACAGACUACUUGUAACGUUAUGCAAAUAUGGCAAGUAUGUAAUCAGAGAAGUCUGUAUCUAGUUCCUUCCUUGCCUACAGCACUAAUUUUUGGGGCUUUUGUGUUCCCGUGUCCUAGAUUCAUAAAGCAGUCCAGAUGUUCCAUCCUGCAGCUGUAUAGUGUACUAAGUGACUACGCCUUAAAACGCUUCUGUGGUACAACUAGAGGUGUAGACAGGACACUUUGCUUGGCAUGAUUUAUAUGCCCUUUGUUCCUAAACAAGGUUUGAAGUUAUGCUCAAUAAAAUCACUAAAAUAUUGUCUCAAUUACUUUAAUUUUUACUUAUUUUUUUAAUAUCUUGAACAUACUCAUGUUUGCUUAAGUAUCACUUUCUGGCCCUGUUAGCUUUGCAUGUGUAUAUUCACUUCAGUGCAUUACCAUUACAGAACAGCUUUAUAAUGGCACUGAAUAUUACAAAUACUCUUCACAGAUAUAUUUUUUUUCCUUUUAAAUAGCUGUUACAAAAAACUUUGUUGCACCCACACAUUCUCUUAUACUUUACAAGGAUUAGAAAAAACUGUGCAGUGUGAAGUGCCCAUCUUUACUCAGAUUUAUACCUUGUAGUUAAAGCGUGCUUAUCAUGUCACUGUACAGGCUGCAGACACUGAACCAUGAUGAUAUUUAGGGCACUUGUUUGCAAACUUAUCUCUAUGCAGAAGUAAGCAAAGGGAAAGAUCUGAAUAAUUGGAAAGGCUUUGAUUUCAAACACACAGAAAUAGUUUGGUAAGGAAAGCAGGGCAUGAAAGACAGCCAACAAAACCAACAAAUACUGUUGCAGUGUGUUGCACCCACCCAGCUGUCCUGCAUGCUGUAAUAGCUAAAGUAAAUCUUAAACAAAUGCUGAUUUUACAUAUAUGUAUGUAUAUAUAUUUUAAUUUGAAGAGUUGGUGAGCGAUCACAUAGUUGAAUUUUUGCAUCUGAAGUUAUAUUAAUUUCCUAAGGACAAUUCUGUGUUGUUUUUCUUCAAGUGUUUUCAGACAUGAGCAGUGAAGAAAUAAUAAUAACGAAGUGUUUGCCUAUCUAAAAUGAAAAAUGACUCUGUUGGGAUUUUCUGUGCAAAUUAGUGCUGAUUUUCUCCCCUAGCUUUCCUCCUUUAUUGAGAUUCUGAGAGUCCUUUACGCCGUGGCCUUAAACAUAACAAACAAAUCAUGGUUUGCAACUCCAGUUGUGUUGGCAGUAAUUCCUCUAUGCAAACAAGAAACACAUUGAGGGCGUCCUGUUUAAUCUGCGUUGAGAAUGCUGUUUUCCUCCUGAAUCUCGAAUUUACUUUUGGGAGUGGACUGUUUCCAUGAUGUUGUCUUUCUCUUGCUUUACACAAACUACAUCCAAUACAAUUCCAUUGUAGGAGCUCUUCACAAAUCGCUUGCUCGGUCAUUCCAUCAGAAGAGAUCUGGGUGCAACUCUUCCAUCCUUGCUGUUGCACAGUACUGUGAGUUUUUGUUGUGUCAGUUAAGUGGGCUGACAAGGUGGCUUGAAAAUAAAACAGCGGAAGAAGAUGUUCCACAUUGUUCAGUAUCGAUCUCUGAGACUGGUAACCCAAACCAGACUUUCUAAAAUGUGUUUAAAACUGAUGUUUUCAAGGCUGGUAACAUUUGAACGGAUAUCAAAGUCGUGGUUCUCGAGCCAUUCUCUUAUUGGAAAUAAAAAUAUUAUCCUGAUGGGACCUCCGGGUGCUGGGAAAACAACAGUUGGGAGAAUAGUAGGUCAGAAACUAAAUUGCCCUGUCAUAGAUAUAGAUGAUGAUGUCCUUGAAACAACCUGGAAUAUGAGUGUGUCAGAAAAACUGCAGGAUGUUGGUAAUGAGCAAUUUUUAGAGGAGGAAGGAAAAGCCCUUCUGAAGUUUUCAGCAUCUGGAAGUGUCAUUUCCCUUACUGGGUCCAAUCCAAUGCACACUGCUGGCAUGCAGCAUGUGAAAAGAAAUGGAAUAGUUGUGUAUCUUGAUGUGCCCACCACGGUCAUUAUGAGCCGGCUGAAGUCAAUAAAAGUGGAUCGCAUUGUGGGCCAGGGUCCUGCUGCUUCUCUCAAGGACAUACUUCAGUUUAGGAAGCAGUUCUACAGGAGGUGGUAUGAUGUUCGUGUUCUUUGUGGGGGCAAUAUGGCACCAGAAGUUGUAGCAGAAAAGGUGCUUGAUGCUGUGAAGAGAUACCAAAACUCAGAAGUGGAUACUUACGUUUCAACUAGGAGUACACAAAAAAACUCUCACAAGUAUUUCAGUGAUGUUGUUAUUGAAGGCUUAGCCUCGGAUGGAGGACUCUUUGUCCCAGAGAGAGGACUUCCAGAGUUGACUGCUGAAGAAUGGCAAACGCUGGUAGAAGCAACUUAUGCUGAAAGAGCCCAGGUGAUACUCGAGAGAUGCAUACAUCCUGCUGAUAUUCCUGCUUCUAAACUGAGAGAAAUGAUUGGAACCGCAUACGGAGAAAACUUCACUUGUUCUAAAAUUGCCCCAGUUAGGCAUUUGACAGGCAAUCAGUUUCUCCUUGAGUUAUUUCACGGACCAACAGCUUCAUUUAAAGAUUUUGCAUUACAGAUGAUGCCACAUAUAUUUGCAUACUGCAUUCCCAGGAGCUGCAAUUACUUGGUUCUGGUGGCUACUUCUGGUGACACGGGGAGCGCCGUCCUGGAUGGCUUUAGUCGUCUCCAUGACACUGACAAACAGAGAAUUGCUGUGCUGAGUUUUUUUCCCGAGGAUGGAGUAAGCCCAAUUCAGAAAUCACAGAUGAUUGGUUGUCAGAAAGAGAACGCCUGGUCAGUGGGUGUCAGAUCCGAUUUUGAUUUUUGCCAGACCGCUAUGAAGAAAAUCUUUACCAACUCUGAUUAUACUGGCUAUCUUACAGUAGAGUAUGGCACUGCUUUAGCAGCAGCAAACUCCAUAAACUGGGCACGACUGCUUCCUCAGGUAGUUUAUCAUGCCUCUGCAUACCUCGACCUUGUUCAUCAAGGUAUUAUUGCAUUUGGAGACCCUGUAGAUAUUUGCAUUCCUACAGGGAACUUUGGCAACAUAUUAGCUGCCUUGUAUGCUAAAAUGAUGGGAAUCCCUAUUAGAAAAUGCAUUUGUGCUUCCAACGAAAACAAUGUUUUGACAGACUUUAUAAGAACAGGUCUUUAUGAUUUGAGGGGAAGAAAAUUAGUUCCAACUUUUUCACCAGCGGUAGAUAUUUUGAAGUCCUCCAAUCUUGAGCGAUACUUGCACCUGAUUGCUGAUGGUGAUGGACAGCUGGUGACACAGUUAUAUAACCAGCUGGAAAAUCAGGGCCACUUUCAGCUGCGGGAAGACUUACUUGAAAAGCUUCAGCAGGAUUUGGUGGCUGGGUGGUGCUCUGAGGAGGACUGCCUUGCUGUCAUUCACUCUGUCUACAGCACUACAGGAUAUAUUCUGGAUACACACACAGCUGUUGCUAAAGUAGUCGCCGAUCGAUUACAAGAUAGAACUUGUCCAAUUAUUAUUUCAUCUACAGCUCAUUAUUCUAAGUUUGCACCUGCUAUCUUGAGGGCCUUGAGGAUUACAGAAAUAAAACAAAACCCAUUAAGUCAGCUUCACUUGCUGAGUUCUUACAGCCCUCUGCCUCCUGUCCACUGGGGCCUAUUAGAGACACUGAAAAAGAAUGAGAAUGAGGGUCACCGGGUCUGCGCUGCUGAUCUAAGUAUGUUGAUGUCUUGUAUAGAAACCUUAAUUCAAAAUCAUUUUAUGAAAGUUCUCUGAGCAACCGGUCAGAUGUGUACUGUGUCAUUAGUACCUUAACAAACUGCAUGUUUUAAUAAAAUCAUGAUUUAUCUCGCCUGUGUCCAGUUCACGGCAUAACACCUGCAGUUGUAUACUCAAUUGUCAGGUUUUCAGCAGUAUUAAGUAAUGCAUUUCUAGUAGCACUGAAUGGUUCUGAAUGGAUAGACUGGAAACAUGGAGUAUGCUUACGGGCCAUGUAUCUUAGGACAUUACCAGUGCAGGCUUUCCUUGACAGAGCGUUCUCCUUCACAAGCUGAAGCAUUCUUCUCUGGAGGAGGGAGGUAAUGAAGGCUGACCUUGCUGAAGCUAAUGGCUCUAGUUUUGUUGCAAGAAUGAUGUCAUCACCUGACCAGGGGGUGAUUAGUUAAAGUUUAACUCACUUCACUUACAACACCAAAACACAGUAAAAUAGAGAUGAUGCUCAAAUAUUACUAGUGAAGUGUUAUUUCUCUAUAAAGAUUAAAGCAUAUGUAUUCUGUUAA
This is a messenger RNA of Coturnix japonica (Japanese quail), 5116 nucleotides long. NCBI's taxonomy places the organism in Eukaryota, Metazoa, Chordata, Aves, Galliformes, Phasianidae. The record is from RefSeq and is a predicted model, not a curated record.